Messenger RNA from Ctenocephalides felis (cat flea), 651 nucleotides. It is a transcript of the gene dUTPase, whose product is annotated as deoxyuridine 5'-triphosphate nucleotidohydrolase, mitochondrial. Gene Ontology annotation, molecular function: dUTP diphosphatase activity; magnesium ion binding. The coding region runs from base 142 to 585 and encodes 147 amino acids. The record is from RefSeq and is a predicted model, not a curated record. Lineage: Eukaryota; Metazoa; Arthropoda; Insecta; Siphonaptera; Pulicidae. Gene Ontology annotation, biological process: dUMP biosynthetic process; dUTP catabolic process. The transcript has 3 exons.
UUUGGCGCCAAUUAUUUGCAAACAAUCACUUGCAGCUUGCAAAGUUCGGCUCAUUCUUCGUCUUACAUCUAACUUGAUUUUCUAAACCAUAUAUUGUAUUGCUUUAUCUCUAUUACAUAUCAUAGAAAAUUAUAUUUCAAAAUGCCCAGCGACGGAACUGUAUUUUUGCGAUAUACCAAGUUGUCUGAGAAUGCUUUUCCCCCAACAAAAGGAUCUGAGAAGGCUGCGGGUUAUGACUUGAAAAGUGCUUACGAUUAUGUUGUACCUGCCCGCGAUAAAUUGGUUAUCAAGACAGAUUUGCAAAUUGAAUUGCCCUCAGAGUGCUAUGGUCGAAUCGCCCCUCGUUCGGGUUUGGCAGCAAAAAAUUUUAUAGAUGUUGGAGCUGGAGUUAUUGAUGAGGAUUACAGAGGAAAUGUAGGAGUAGUAUUAUUUAACCAUUCUGCUGCUGAUUUUAUUGUCAAUAGAGGUGAUAGAAUUGCACAAUUAAUUUGUGAAAGAAUCUAUUACCCAAAACUAGAAGAAGUCAAAUCUUUAACUGAAACUACACGCGGAGAGGCAGGCUUUGGCUCUACAGGAACUCAAUAAAAAUAUUUUGAUAUUGUUCAAUUAAUUAUAAGUCUACAACAUGAAUUUGUGAUAUCAUUUUUAUAA